GCUACUAAAAUCAUUUUAUAUUCUUUAUUUUUUAAUUCAUUAUUCUUCGAUUUCAUAUUAAACUAUUCGCUGUUUAAUUCAAAAAUAAUAAUAUAGAAGAUCUUUGUGGAAUAAAUUAUUAUAUGAAUAUGAUAAUAAUCAAAGUGUGGAGCGCUACUUUAAAUGGAACUCUUUGAAAAUGGAGAUGUAGCUUUAUAGAAAAAUUCUUGUUUUUAAUUUGAAAAAAAAACACUUUAUAUCUAUAAUAAUAAAAUAAAUACGAUGAGUCUCAUCAAAUUCAAUUGAUGAAGACAAUUUUGGUGCUAAAUAAACAAAUUUUUUUUUAUUAUUUAUUUUGUUGUUUUUAUAUUCUCUUUUUGAAACUGUCCCUAUUAUUAUAAUUAUUCAAAAGCAUUGAAGUUAUUUAUCAUUUUUUUAGAAAAUUUACUAUAUAAAAGUUAAGUAUUAAACAAUUCAUUCAGUUUUAUAAUAGUUGUAAAAUUUUCAUUGAUUUUCUCUUUUUAAGAUAGCUGUCAACUAUUUGUCAUUGUAGAAAUCUUGAUUGACGUUUUCUUUCUAUUACAACUAAAUUUUAUUUCAUAAUAAAAAAUUAUCAUUAUUAAAAAAUAUUGAUCUUUAUUAGAAAUAACAUUCAUAGACGAAUUAUAAAAUAUCAAUAAAAGUAGUAUUAUAUUUUGUUUAUUUGUAGUCAAUCUAUAAAAAAAUUAAUAAGUCAUCCACUCAGAAAUAGUCUUUAUUUCAUUUCUAAACAGAUAAUUCCAGAAAUAAUUAGAAAAACUUUUCAAAAAAUUCUUUCAUAGAUUUAUUUAUAUUAGAGAGUAAAUAAUACAUAUCUUAUUACAUUGCUAGUAUAAGAUUCCCUAUUUCAAAAUACGUACACAAUGUAUUUCAAGUUUGUAUUUUAAUUUUAGAUAGACAACGACGUAAAUUAUCACUGAUUUUAUUUUAAUAUUUUUCCUUUUUUCUAAUGUCAUUUCAAGGUAAAACGAAGAGACUCGUAAUUCAUGUCAUAUUCAACAUAUCUGAAUUGCAAUAGGUCGCUUAUCACUGUUAAUAAUAAAUUGAAAAAAAAGUCAGAUAAUAUAUACUACAUUAGUAUCUUCAGUUGUAACAAUAAAAUACAUUGAACAUAAACUCAUGUACAUAUAACAAAUACGUUGAGAUACGAAAUAUUCUUUUUUCUUUUCUUCUUUUCUCUUCCAAACUUAAAAAUAUUGCAUCGAAAUGGUGAUGUAUAUGCGUAAUAUAUACUUUUACUAAAUGCAUGACUGCAUUGUUUUAUAUGUAUAUGUAUAUUAGUUGUAUGCAUCUUAUGGCAUAAACAAACAUAAUCGUUAUACUUUAUUCUCAUUUUAAUUUUCAAGUAAUGUGUUAGAUCAUCAUAAAUUUAUCACAAUAAUUAUCACCUUCUUUAUAUUCAACGUUAUUCUCUAAUGUGAAUUUAUAAUAUAUUAUCUAUUACAUUAGAAUUUACUUUUACUAAGACAUUUAAUUAGGAAAUAUUAUUAAUGAAUUAUCAACUAUGAAAUUAAGUACUACUAUUAAGCCAUUUUAUAUGUAGUCGAAUCUUUAAUAAAAUAUUAUUAAUUUUCAUCAAAAUUUGUUUCAACAAUAAAUUAAUUGAUAAGCAUUUAAAAUAGAACCUUGAUAUAAUCUCUUUAUAGACUUUUUCAACAAAAUUUCGUUUUGUUUUUCAAAAAUAUUAAUUCUUUCAUUCAUAAUUUGACCAGAUCGAAUAUUAAAUUUCUAUUUUAAUGAUAAGUUUUUAAUUGAUCAACAUCUUUACAUAAUCAAUCAUUAAGUUUAAAUAGAAAUCAAAUUCAUAUAUACUAACUCAUAUAUUGUAAUUUUUAAUUUUUCUUAAAUUACUUUUCACAGUUUGAAGUUUUAUUAUGACAAAAAAGAAUUUUUUCUUUAUACGAAGUAGGCAUCGUUUGAUAAAAAGAAUAGUAAAUUGUCAAUUGAAGGAAAAUAAUCCUCAGAAUAACUAUUUUAACAAUAUUUGAUCAUCCUAGACAUGAUCAACAUCUUUUUAAAUACCUACAAAAAUAUAAGACUUAAUUCAUUUUUAUUUCAGGUUGAUAAUUAUAUUUUUUGUAAAAAUUUAAACACGGCAUUUCUUCGACGUUUCCGCAAAAUCAUGUAUGGAAUUUACUUUAGGAUGCGACAUAUAGAUUGGCGAAGUUUGUACGUAUUUUAGAGAUUUAGUUCAAUAUUUCGAUAUCAUCGUCAUCGUAUUUUUAUAGUAGAACUAAAUGAAUAUAUCUAGAAUAAAGAUAAUUGUCAUAAAGGUAUUAUCAGACUUGAAAAUUAUUUUAUGUUACAAAAAGUUAAAAUAACAUGAGAAAUCUUUUUAAAAUAAUCUUAAAAAUCAAAAAUUGAUUCCUUUUAUUUUUAUUUUAUCUAUUUUUUUAGUCUAGUCUUCCUAGUGGUGUCUCACCAAUAUGUUUUGCUGCAACUUGUGCAAAUUUAAUAUUCGCAUUUCAUCAUCAUAACAAUAAAACUAAUUAUUCAUUCAAAACAUUUCUUUGGAUAUGGCUUAUUGUUAUUCCUGAUCUUAUUUUGUUCUACUUAUUUUGUGUUUUAUUAUUUUAUGUUGGAUGGAAACAUCCUCAACAUAGUUUAUAUGGUAUUCUAGUCGGUUUAGUCUAUGCUAUAUUUAUUAUUCUUAUUUCAUCAUGUAAUAUUAUUAUGUUGACAAUAACAGCAUUAUUUACAGCAGCAGUUCGUGGUGAUUUUUAUCAUCAACGAGAAUUAAUUCAAAAGCUUAAAUAUGAUUUUCAAUAUGAUGGAUUUGACAUUAUUGAUCAUUCGAGAUAUGUUCCUGAUCUUGGUAUAUUUGAUCCUGCUGAUCUAAAUAUUUUACCAUUAUUAUGGAAAUGGCUUGAUAAAACUUUAGCAGAAGAACAAAUUCAUCAGUUAAUGAUGAGUUUAUUCAUCACUGGAACACAUGUACCUUUUCUAUUUCCAGAUGAUCAAUCAUAUACUGAUUAUCAAUAUUAUACAAAUGAUCCAUGUAUAAGUGCUUAUCUAAAUACAUUAAGAACAACUGAUGAAUUAUUUGGAAAAAUUAUUCGUGGUUUUAAAUCACGAAAAUUAUAUGAUGAAACACCUUUUAUUACUGUGAGUGAUUAUGCUGAUGUAUUUAAUGAUCAUGAUAGUCAAACAGUUGGUUUAUUAUCAAGUUUUCCUUUAGAAUCAGCAUUUUCAGUUCCAUUACUGCUUCAUAAUCAAUAUCUUCAAGCUAAACAACUUCAUGAAAAUCGACAAUUAAAAACAACUUUAUCUUUAUCUGAACGAACAUCAAUUCUUCGAAGACCAAAUCAACAAGAAUCUAUUCAAUAUAUAUUUAAUUUAGCAAAUUUUGGCAAUUCAUUUAUAAUACAUUUAUAUCAUCUUGAACAUGAUCCAUUUGAAUCUAUUGAUUUAAUUAAUCUUGAUAAUCAACCAGCAAAUACUCAUCCAUUAUGGAUUGAUAUAGAAUAUCACAAGUGA
This is a messenger RNA of Adineta steineri, 3495 nucleotides long. The record is from the annotation of a GenBank genome assembly. Lineage: Eukaryota; Metazoa; Rotifera; Eurotatoria; Adinetida; Adinetidae.